CUCAUUUUCCUCCCUCAACGUUCCUCGCAGCUGAGAUGCGAUUGAUGUUGUUUCUUCGCACGUUGCUCCUCGGCCUCUCCUUCCUCAGCCUUGCCUCUGCUGUGCACACGGGCAGGUAAGAAAAAGGUGAGACGCCCAUCCAUCAUGGCGGCAGUUUCUCCGCUCAGGUUUCUCCGGUCCCCGCUGCGUACAUCCCAUGGAGCAGCCCUCGAGAGCGCCGAUGAUCCCUUGAAGUUCGUUUCCGGCCCCUUCUGCUGCUACUGCAAGCGCGGCGAAAUCAUCCUUGGUCAGCCUGCAGAGUAUCGCUGAUUCGUCCAUAUUAUCCUGACACCUUUCCUGGGUGGGUACAGACUUCAUGCAGCCAAUGGAUGCGCCGGACGAAGCGGCUGCCAGAGAUUCCUGCCAGAACGAGUGCCUCGACAGAGACCCCGAGGUCACGCACUUCAAGGUCAGAAACGCCGCGUAGCUAGAAGAAAGACGAGCAACAUCCAACUUGUCCGUCACAUUAUACAUUGCAGAUAGAGCCUGGGAAGUGCCGCAGCCAGGAGGAGGUUGACGAGGCCAACGAGCGCAUUCUGGCGGCGAUGAAGAAGGAAGAGGAGGAGAAGAAGAAGGAGGCCGAACCUGGGUCGCCUGAGACACCCCCACUCGCUGCUUCCAAGGUGGGCGAGGAAGAGCCCGAGCCCCCGGAGGGACCUGGCGAGAUCGCGGCCAAGGUAGGCGGAGAAGAGCCUCCGGAGGGACCUGACGAGAUAUCCGCGGCCAAGGUGGGCGGCGAAGAGCCCGAGCCCCCGGAGGGACCUGGCGAGAUCGCGGCCAAGGUGGGCGGAGAAGAGCCUCCGGAGGAACCUGGCGAGAUAUCCGCGGCCAAGGUGGGCGGCGAAGAGCCCGAGCCGCCGGAGGGACCUGGCGAGAUCGCGGCCAAGGUGGGCGGAGAAGAGCCGCCGGCUGAGACACAAUACUGCUGCUAUUGUGCCCCGCCUGGGAUGACGACUACGAAUCACGCGGACAUGCCUUCCUCGGGCGAUGAGGAGGUCGACACCAACUCGUGCAUGGACUUCUGCAAGGCAGAUACAGCCAAGCACAUCCGAGUGGUGCCCGACCUCAGCUGCAAGCAGGUCGACCUCUCGCAGAAGACCAUCACAGGCGAGCAACAGAGAGGGCCUCCCUCCUUCCUCUCAUCCACACACACACAAGGAUGACAGACGGAUUGAUGGCACACACACGGUCACAGUAUGUGUCUCUCUCUGGCGGCAGAGAUGAAGGGCAGCCCGAAGUUCCGUGCCAAGGCGGAGGCGCUGGAGGAACCUGAGCCCAAACCCAAUAAGCCCGCCGAGGAGCCCACCGAGGAGCCGGUCGGCGCCCCGGCUGGUGCUGCUGCUGGCGGUGCUGCUGGUGCGGAGGAGGAGCCUGCGGCCGGUGGGAAGGACUACUGCUGCUUCUGCCGUGAGGGCCCCAAGGCAGGCCACUUCGAGCGGCUCACCUCCCGCAGCCGAUACGACGCCAUGCACAAGUGCAUCAACGGUACAUUCGUUAUGGCAAAUCAGACACUAAUGCCUCACGUGCCGGUCUGCCUUACGCGUGUGUGUGUGUGUGUGUGUGUGCAGACAUUUGCGAUGCGAAGGGUUUGGACGAUGUGGUCUUCCUGGGCGGGCAGCAGUGCGACGCCAUGACACAGGGCAAAACGUUCAUGCGGGAGCUCGAGAAGAGGAAAGGACAGGCCCAGUGACUGACUGACUGACAUCAUCCAGAGGGAGCGUGUGACUGUGAGAUACAUCAAUGA
Messenger RNA from Vitrella brassicaformis, 1783 nucleotides. Lineage: Eukaryota; Vitrellaceae. The record is from the annotation of a GenBank genome assembly.